Messenger RNA from Aphanomyces astaci, 828 nucleotides. RefSeq lists its product as hypothetical. Gene Ontology annotation, molecular function: protein binding. The coding region runs from base 13 to 699 and encodes 228 amino acids. The transcript is spliced from 5 exons. NCBI's taxonomy places the organism in Eukaryota, Oomycota, Saprolegniomycetes, Saprolegniales, Verrucalvaceae. The record is from RefSeq and is a predicted model, not a curated record.
GUCGACACGAACAUGGGCACGACUCCAAAGAGCCAAGAAGAGCUCAUGACCAAGGAGCGAUCCUACAUCUUUGAAGCACGCGUGGAAGACGCCCAGCAAUGCAAAGAGCUCGGAGCGGCAGCCCACAAGGCGGACGAGCGGAAUCGCGCCAUCCAGUUCUACGAACGCGCGUUGUACCACGUGGACUUUGAUGAAGGCACGUGGGCGUUUGAGCUUCUGGACAACCACCGCGACGCCGUCAACGAAGUGCGCCUUCCAGUGUACUUGAAUUUGGCGGCAUGCCACCUCGCCCUCGACGACGGCGACAUGCAAAAGGUGUUGGAAAACUGCGACCUGGCGCUCCAAAUUGACAAGGACAACGUCAAGGCGUUGUACCGCAAAGGUCAAGCGUAUUUGAACACGAACGACCUCGACGCAGCCAUCGUCGUGCUGAAGAAAGCGGCAGCUCUGAACCCUACCGACAAGGCCAUUCGACAGGCUUGGACGACAUGCAAAGAGAGGCUGGAACUGGCCAAAAUCGAGGAAAAGAAGCGCUGGGGAGGACGGUUGCUCGACGAGAGCAGCUCCAAGAACUCCCCCCCGCAGGUCGUCCCUGAUGAAAACGUGCCGACGACUCAAACCACGUCGCUGGCGUGGGUGUUGGCAGGACUUGUGCCGCUUUUGGCGGUGGUGGUGGCUUAUGUUUUGUGGGGACUAUAAGCCCCUCAAAGUACCCCGUGAUGAUGUCAACCAAACUGCAGUAGAAUACACACCAAAUUGAAUGAAAAAAUAGAGUCCAUUAUGGAAGGAAUAUAGCCGAGAGGUGCUGCGGCUGCGGCUGCUGGUCAA